Molecule: messenger RNA, 5759 nt
Organism: Protopterus annectens (West African lungfish)
Lineage: Eukaryota; Metazoa; Chordata; Ceratodontiformes; Protopteridae
Product: myoD family inhibitor-like
Exons: 5
Coding region: 656-1459 (267 amino acids)
Source: RefSeq, a predicted model, not a curated record
UGCUCAGAGCCCUGUCACUUUAGAGCAGUCUGGACACCAGUAUUGCAACAGGAGGAGGAAAGCUGAGUGGGAGGCAAUGAUUUAGCAAGCUGAUGGCUUGCACACAGUCAGCCUGAUACAGGGGAAUGCAUUUAAAUAAUGAAAUAACAAGGAAUAUCAAACUUCAGAAGAAGAUACUAUCUGCAGAGCUUCAACUACAAAUACAUUUGAAUGUUUCUUGUUCUUAGCAGGUUUCAAAAUCCGAAGGACAGCCUGAGCUAUAAUUAUUGUGAAAAGGACUUUUUCUCAUCAGAACUUUCUGCACCCAAGAAUGGUUUCUCUGUUUUUGUAGACUAAGGAUUAAAAAACAAAGGUACUCAUUUAAAGGUAGUAAACAAAAUCAGGAGGAGCAUGGUCUAAAAGCUUUUCAGACAAAUGUUGCAUUUUGAAUCGGAAAAAAGUGGGGAAAUGUACUUUUCAUUUCACUGUGAUUUCAUGCAAAGAAAACUUGGUGGCAUUCCCAGAAAUUUGUAACGGACUCAGAUUCUGCAUGUAAUAUUUAAAUACAGGAAGAAUCAACACAGUCUCAGCCUUCUCUUUUUCACAUCGAGUAAUUCAUUAGCAGCGGAAAGGUAGCCACUGUACGAAGCUUUUAAACCAGAAUUUCAGAACCCAGAUGUCUGACCCGAUAGUAUCCACAGCUGACACAAUGGAGACAACUCCGACAGCAGCAGCAUCAGGACCAGACAUGGAAAAAUGCCAUGAGAUUGUCCAAGAAGGCCGGUUUACUCAAGAUGAUCUGCACAGCAGUGGACGGUUGUCAGAUGGUGAAAGGUCACUGGCUGGGGAAGAAUAUGUCACCAGUGAAAAUGCUUCCCUCAUCUCUAGUAAAGAUACAGAGACUACCCAGACUGGAAUAGAUUCCCCACUGAUGCAGCCUUUGGCUAAACCAGUCAGCAGUACUCUCCCAAAGAGUAAUACAAGGCCUGUUCCCUACAGCAAUGGUGUGCCACUUUUAACAGGGAAUGUGAGUGGUACCACCAGCAGUGAGGGGCCUAUUUGUUCACCUCCUAUGAGUCGAACUGUGAUUCCUAUGAAUGGAAGAAUAAUCCAGGAGAAGAAGAAGAGAUUAGACUCCUCCUCCUCUUCAGUCUGUACCAAAAGCAGCAAGAAAAGCCACAGCAGCUGCAAGUCAACAGCAUCUCAGAUCCAGGAAGCUGCAGGAGAUGAUUGCUGUGUGCACUGUAUCUUGGCCUGCCUUUUCUGUGAGUUCCUCACCCUUUGCACCCUUGUAACAGACUGCUUGGCCUGCAGAGGCUGUGUGGAUGCCUGCUCAUGCUGCUGCUGUGGAUCAGAGGACUGUAAUAGUGAGGAGAGGUGUCCCUGCAGCCUAGACUGUGGAAUGUUGGAAGACUGCUGUGGAUCUUCAGAUUGCCUAGAGAUCUGUCUAGAGUGCUGUUCAAUCUGCUUUCCAGCAUGAGAGGCUUGCAAACUGCUAAAACCUGAUGUUUCUGUUAACUGGAAUCAAAAGAAAGAAUAUGGAGAAAAUUAGGCAAAGGAAAGACAUUCCAUCAGCUGGGAUGACCUGAUGCAAAAGAGGAGAUGGAUUAACAACAGGUUCUGCAUUCCCGCUUCUAUCCCAUCAUGGGUGAGGACUGCACCUAGUGUUUGCAACAGUUAAAGUAGAAAUUGUCUUUUUACAAUUUAAUUUAAAAUGGAGCCAAAAACAUGAACUGAUGGAUAACAAAGGGAUACUGCAAGCCAGUCCUCUGUUUUUCCCAUCUGACAGAAGAACACUUGAUCCUGCUGUACCUGGGUGACUAAUGCCCACAAGAAAAGAAUUGAGACAUUUGCUGGCAGAUGCUUUCUUUGUUUAGGGUACAGGAGGGUUUAUCAAUUAAAACUUUAAAGAGUCUCAUGCCUCUCUCCUCAGCCUGCAGUUUGCUGCCCCUUUCAGCUGCUGACCCUACAUCUAGGAUUUUUGGAAUGGACAGCUAUGGAGAGAGGGAGGAUGGACUAUGACCUGGUCAUGGACUAAAGCAUGAAACUUUCCAGUAAUGUCAGUGCUGACUUCAUGAAAUUACUCUGAUACAGAGAAUUAUAAUGUGCUGCUUCUUAAGUCAGGAUUGGGGUAUUCUGUACAUUCAAGCUUGGUGAAUAAACGGAGUGCCUCAGAGGUUAGUCUGUGGAACUGUGACCCUGCAGGUUUGGCACUUAGUAUGUCUCUACCUUCUUUUGAGAGAGGAUGUGUAUAUAACAGUGGUUGGGAUACAAAACUAGGAGAAUAAAUAUUGGCAUUUCAGCUUCAGUCUCCUCUCAGUGUAUACAAAUAGUGCCAAAGAUGAGAGCAGGCACACUGGAAACCUAGGAUAAUAUCUAAAAGAUGUCUUUCUAUGUAAUAGUAGAUGAAAUCUUAUGAUCUAUAUAUUUAUGUCUCAAUUUGUUUGUAUCAGCUCUAUCCCUUGCUGGUAAUUUCUUAUUGAACGUCAAGCUUUCACUCAUCUGCCAGUCCCUAAGUACCAUUUGACAUUUACUUUUCUGGGGAUUUCCCACCUUUUUCAGAGAUCACCGAUGGGAUGACAUUGUUUCCACUAUAUUUAUAUCUGUUUAUACCCAAUAAGGGGAAUAAAGGUGUGUGUUACUAAAGGUAUACUGCCUAAUUAGGAUAUCUGAUACCUUCCUCAAAAACAUUGACACCUGUGCGUCCUGUGUUUGCCUCUGGGGAAUUCAGUAGCAGUCACAAUUUCCUGAUUUCUCCAAUCAGGAAAGAACAGUAGGCUAUUCCCUGCUUGAUUCUUCCAUAAAAUAGCCAGCUCCUGGGACCAAAGAAACUGUACAAGCUCUGGUCACUGGCACUGCAAAAUGCAACUUUUCUUCUUCUCCAUUGGGUUAACUUUGAUGAGAUAGUGUUACGUUCCAUUAUCUAGCUGGCUUUUUAAGAUAGCAGUGUAUCCAUACUGCUCAACCUCUUGGUUCAAGAAUUCUGGAGAAAGCCAAAAAUAAUAGGAAGAUAAAGGCCCAAAAUCAAGCACAAAUUUUAAAAAUUGGUCUUACAAAUUUGGAAAGCUGCUAAAAAUAAGAGGUUUUGCUUUAGCAUGCAUUUUUGAAGGGUAUGAAAUUGAAAUGUCUAUCAUUGUUUAGUGACUUUAUCCCAGAGUGAUAUGCCAGAAAAACGCAAAUUCUAUUGAGGAACAUACCAGACAUAUGAGGCAAAAUCUGGGCAUUUUAUGAAAUUCUGGACAGUUGAGAGGUAUGAGUGUAAUGCAGAUAACGAUGUGUCUAGAUUCAUACUGCUACAUACUACCUACUGUGAUACGUUACACGAUAACAGAGUUGCAAAACUCAAAUAUAGAUCUGAACAUGCCCUGCCACACAAUAUGGUUUUAUUGUAAUUGCUAUUUGGGCUUCUGUUCUGAUGUCCUCAUUUCUUCAACUAUCCCACAUUGUGCAUCCUACUGCUCUCAUCAAAGGUACUUCAUCUCCAUCAUCUCUAGCUUCCACAAAUGCUCUGCCUUCCCUGCCCAGGUUUCUGUACCAUACAGUACUACUUGUUGCAUCACUGUUUUGUACGCUUUGUUUUUCAGUUUCUGUGGCAUCCUUCUGUUGCACACUACCCCCUGAUACUUUGUGUCAGUUAGCUGCAUACCCUUCAGUUAUAGCUCUGUCCUCUUCAUUUAGAGAUGACUUUGCCUCAAUCACCCCUCUUCAGAUAUCUGAAGCUGUUAACCUGUUCUACUAUUUUGCUUUUUGUCUCAGUUUUCAGCUUCCAUUAUUUAUUGACUUCAGCCCUCAAUAACAUUUGGCCUUUCCUGCUAAGGCCAUUAAUAUUAUGACUGAUUCACCCCCCCCCCCAAAAAAAAAAGCUGGCAAAGCCCCAUUGCUAGUUGGAGUGAGAGUCAGGCUGAGGCAAGCCAUCAUUUAUGAACAUUUUAGAUUUCUUUCUUAAUGACCUGUUCUCUGUCCCUCUCACAGUGCGCAAAGGCAUCAGUGGAAAAUUGGGCAGAUGAUCUACUUAUUUAUUCCUCUCUGUUUUAUGGCAUGGCUAAAACCCCCACUCUCCAAUGUUCCCAGCCAGAAUGCCUCUUUUCUCGAUCCAUUUAGGAUGGAACAAAAAUAUUGCUCAUUCCGACCCACCCAUCCCUCUGCUGGUUCUUCAAGGACUGGGACUGCUAAUUGAACCAGAGACUCCUGUACAUUUAGGGCUUUAUCAUGCUACACCAUGGAAUCAGACCCAUUUUCUCAUUUAUUGGCAGACAGUAUUGAUUGCAUGGAACUGCGGACCUUGAUAACCAAGUCUGAAACUUAUCAUUAAUGGGAGCUUCCUACUAGGUAUUAAAAUGUCAAACCUAAUUACUCUAGAGAUUAAUCUAGCAGUAAAUGGAGUGAUUGUAUUUCAGGAUUAUGGAUUUGAAAAUCUGUUUCAAUUAUGUAAAAUGGAUCAGUUCCUUAACUGCAUACCUUUAUAAGUUUGGACUGUAGUGAACAAACAGGCUUUUUUUGUCUUAAAGAGACUCAUCUUGCAUUGUAUGUAAGCCUGAGAAUGUUUUUUUUUUAAUCCCCCUCCAUUGUAAUGUCUCUUAGUUUAAUUUACUUUGAAAAUAUGCCAUAGAACAAAAGUUCUAUGGCAGGUCAGUGUGACUUGAAAGAGGGUAGCAGAAUAAUUUCUGAACUCCAUUCCCUCUUCAGCACAGAAGUAACUAGGUAGUGAUAAGCCUGAAUCAGCAUGCUGAUGAAGAUGUUUAAAUGGUGUGCUGUAAAAGGUACCGUUUCCUUCAUGUGCAGAUUAACUAGUGCUUCAGUCCGCUAGCGUCUCCUGUUAGUCUUUUGGAACCUGACAACUUGAACAAUGCCGAAAAUAAACAAAAGCAGAAAAUAAUACGGAAGGCUUUAGAACAACUGUAGGCCAAUUAAGGGACCAAAGGUAGACACAAGCUGGUACCUGUGAUGAAAAAGAGCAAAUCAAAUAAUAACAAAAACAAAUAAAUUCUUAAGUCAGGUCAUUGUGUUAUAUUACUUCAUGGUAUAGCUCAUUUUCAUUUUCACUGUAUGGCUAGGGAAAGCAAAGACUUAUUGCUACAGCAUCUGGUGAAGUGCAAAAGCGCUCGCAUGUGCGUGUACUGCAUUCUUUUAACAUGGUCACAACUCUCUGAAGGUGAGGUACUUUAAAACAAAGAUGGAUGCCAUACCAAACAGUAAGAGCAAAGUAGUGGGAAGGGUCUGGAGUUCAGAGUUCUAGUAGUUCUGCACGCUGACCAAGGGGCCACAAUAUGCAAUCUCUUUUUACACUUAGUGUUAUGCCUGCAAUGUCCUGUUAGUAAUACAAGUGAAUAUUAUGACUUAAUUCCUUGAAGGAAAGUGUACUACCAGUUUAAAAUGAUGUACUGUACAUAUGGAAUGUCUUGCUCAACCUUAAACCUGCAGACUGAUCAUGGGGGCCUAGUCCAAUCACAAGCUUUUGAAAUGACUACUGUAACGUAUAUAAAAAAAACAUUUUUGACAUUCUACAGUUGUAGAAAUCAAGUAAAUCAUUAACCUGAUAGUCUUAUUUUGAAUGGAAAAUACUUUUAUCAUACCUGCAACCUUAUGAUACUAAGUUUGUAUAUUAAUUUGAUGAGGAUAUAAUUUCAUCUCUUUUAAGAUGUAAUAUCAGUCUCUGUUGGCCGUACAGAUAUUUUCUGCUGGUAAUAUUCUUUAAUAUUCAGUUUUUGUUAACAGUAAAGCACCUUAGAGGGGAACUAACCAAUUGAGAUGAUUUUAAUAAAAAAUUAUGUUUUCAUGUA